AUGAAGGCGAUAGCGCGCAGUUUCGUCUACUGUCCAUCAUUGGACGACGACAUCACUGGCUGCGUCGCUACUUGCGAUGCUUGCCAGGCCGCAGCAAAGUCUCCACGUAUGUCUCCAACAGCGCCCUGGCCAAAACCAUCAGCUCCCUGGCAGCGAGUGCACAUCGACGCCGGACCAAUCGAUGGUGCAUACUUCUUGAUCGCAGUUGACGCCUUCACGAAGUGGCCCGAAAUCGUGAAAACUGCAAGUAUAACCUCACAUUCCACAAUCAUUCUUUUGAGAGGAAUAUUUGCCAGAUUCGGACCACCAGUCACACUGGUUAGCGACAACGGGACUCAGUUUACCAGUGAAGUCUUCAAGGAGUUCUGCGAUGCUAACGGCAUUGAACACAUCACGACUGCACCGUUUCAUCCCCAAUCGAACGGCCAGGCCGAGCGGUUCGUGGAUACCUUCAAGCGGGCCUUGAAGAAAAUUCGAAUCGAGAAGGCAUCGCUUGAGGAGGCUUUGGAUCUGUUCCUGCAAACAUACCAUUCCACCCCGAAUCCAAUGUUGGACCAACGCACGCCUGCCGAAGUCAUGUUCAACCGGGUUCAUCAUCUGCUGCGGCCCUCACCAUCACGGGAGUCUUCAGCGAAUAGCGGUUUCCCCAAAUGGCGUCCUGGAGAUUUGGUUUACGCCAAAACAUUUCGCGGCAAUUCAUGGAGUUCGAUUGCAGGGGAGAUCAUCCGCAGCAUCGGCACCGUAAUGUACGAUGUCAUCACAACGGAGCAACGGAGGCUUCGGCGCCACGUGAAUCAGCUCCGUCGUCGUACUACAGUCUCUAGGAAACAAGGAGAGCGGGAUGAAGAUAAUCUGCCGCUACAGAUCCUGUUAGAGGAGUGGGGUUUGCCCACGGAACAAAGCUCCACUCCCUUGUCCGAGCCAUCAGCGCCUGUGCCCACAUCGCAGCCGGAUGUCUCAGCAUCAUCUCCGGCAGCCCCUGUGUUUCGGGAAGCAGCACAUCCAUCCUUGGGUGUCGAGGACGUCAACCACCAGCAGGCACGACUACCACGACGUUCUUCUAGGAGUAGAAGACUGCCUCGUAGGUUCAGCGCGUACCGGCUGAAUUAA
Molecule: messenger RNA, 1110 nt
Organism: Anopheles coluzzii
Lineage: Eukaryota; Metazoa; Arthropoda; Insecta; Diptera; Culicidae
Exons: 1
Coding region: 1-1110 (369 amino acids)
Biological process (GO): DNA integration
Molecular function (GO): nucleic acid binding
Source: RefSeq, a predicted model, not a curated record